UACAAAUAGAAUUAUCUAGAAAAGCAAAAUAUUCGAAGAAAGAGUAUAUAAUAUUGGACAUAUAUAACAAGCUUCGUAUAUAGAAGUCUAUCUUACCCAUUUCUUCUUUCCUCUCUCUCCAUCAGACCGCGGCAAAGAACCCUAGACGGCAGCUCUUUCUAAAGUUUGUCCUGAAGAAGGCAAUGUGGUAACUUUGGUAAAGAUAGCUUUUUUGGUCCCCUAAUACCCGUUGUGGUAGCUUCGGUUGUUCGCCCAACCUUUGCCUUUAUGGAUGACGAUGGGGGACUGGGUAUGCGUAAUUGGGCCUACUAUGAGCAGCCCUUGAAGGGGAAUUUAGGGCUGCAGCUCAUGUCGUCGGUGGCUGACCGCAAUGCCACGAAGCCACUCCUCUCCAAUGGGGGAUUCUUCCACCGUGACUGCAGCAUGCCUGAGCCACCUGCUCCUAUAGAGUAUGUGAGGGAUGGGUGGAUCAGCCACCGGGAGAACAAGAUGGUCCACAUGAUGCCUGCGAAUUCCAGUUACUCAGUACUGCCUGAUGCCCAUGGAGCACAUGCCCUCCCGAUGCUGCAGCCACCAGAGCCACCCAAAGACGACAAGAUCCCAAUGAUGGAUGAUCCUGGAAGCAGAAAGGAGGCACCUUUGAAGAAGAGGGCCCAAGCUAAGACACCAAAGCCAAAGAAGCCCAAGAAAGUUGCUGCGCCUAGGAAUGAGACUAGCAAUGGUUCGCUUUCGCGAGGGAGGAAUGUGAGGAAGAGCAUGGAUGUUGUUAUCAAUGGGAUUGACUUGGAUAUCUCGGGGAUUCCUACUCCAAUUUGCUCCUGCACGGGCACUCCCCAGCAGUGCUAUCGGUGGGGUGUUGGAGGUUGGCAAUCAGCAUGCUGUACUACUAGCAUUUCGAUGUACCCCCUGCCUAUGAGCACUAAGAGGCGGGGGGCACGUAUUGCAGGGCGGAAGAUGAGCCAAGGUGCAUUUAAGAAGGUGUUGGAGAAGCUUGCAGGAGAAGGGUAUAACCUUUCUAACCCAAUUGACUUGAAGACUUACUGGGCCAAGCAUGGUACCAACAAGUUUGUGACAAUUAGGUAAAGGUGUAUGAUGUUAGGUAGCUUAAAGUAGGAUUUGGGCUCUGCAUUUGGUUUGUUCUUCCUGUAUAUAUAUGUCUAUCACCUUCUGCAGAGGCCUUCUGAGUAAUUUGUAGCUCCGAUGUUUCUUUCGUAGCCAUUUACAUGCUUUCUUAGGUUUGGACAUUCGGGUUAGGUGGAUGUGUUGCUGUUUCUUUUCUUUUCUUUACAAGCUGCAGUUUUAAGAUAAUAUCACUAUCUAUUAGGAUGGCACUUUAACUAAUAGACAGAAAGUCUUCGUCAACCUUUAUGGUUUCACCA
This is a messenger RNA of Elaeis guineensis (African oil palm), 1379 nucleotides long. Its product is annotated as protein Barley B recombinant. The record is from RefSeq and is a predicted model, not a curated record. Lineage: Eukaryota; Viridiplantae; Streptophyta; Magnoliopsida; Arecales; Arecaceae. Gene Ontology annotation, molecular function: sequence-specific DNA binding; DNA-binding transcription factor activity. Gene Ontology annotation, biological process: response to ethylene. Gene Ontology annotation, cellular component: nucleus.